Trichogramma pretiosum is the source of this 586-nucleotide messenger RNA. Its product is annotated as 60S ribosomal protein L26-like. Bases 93 to 536 code for a protein of 147 amino acids. Gene Ontology annotation, cellular component: cytosolic large ribosomal subunit; ribosome. Gene Ontology annotation, molecular function: structural constituent of ribosome; RNA binding. Gene Ontology annotation, biological process: ribosomal large subunit biogenesis; cytoplasmic translation. The record is from RefSeq and is a predicted model, not a curated record. The transcript is spliced from 4 exons. NCBI's taxonomy places the organism in Eukaryota, Metazoa, Arthropoda, Insecta, Hymenoptera, Trichogrammatidae.
CUCCUGAAGCCAUGUGUUAUGUGUGCUACACUAGUGUAAACGUGUUUCAUAUUGGAGUCUUUUGGUCGAAGAACCGGCUACGAUAAGUUAAAAUGAAGCUGAACAAGUUAGUCAGUUCAUCCAGGAGGAAAAGCAGGAAGGCGCACUUCACUGCCCCUUCACACAUCAGAAGGCGGCUCAUGUCAGCUCCUCUCUCAAAGGAACUGAGAACAAAAUACAAUGUUCGCAGUAUGCCAAUCCGUAAAGAUGAUGAAGUCCAGGUCGUUCGUGGUCAUUACAAAGGACAACAAGUUGGAAAAGUUAUCCAGGUAUAUCGCAAAAAAUUUGUGAUCUACAUUGAACGCAUCCAGAGAGAAAAGAGCAAUGGCUCCUCCGUUCAAGUUGGCAUUGACCCAUCAAAGGUUGUCAUUGUCAAAUUGAAAAUGGACCGAAACAGAAAGGACAUCAUUGACAGGAGAAGCAAGGGUCGUCUGGCUGCCUUGGGCAAAGACAAAGGCAAAUACAAGGAAGAUGCCGCUACUCCUAUGGAGUCGUAAACAUCAUUUUUCUUAUGAUAUUAAAUAAAAUCUUCAAUAUAUAUAAGAAA